Molecule: messenger RNA, 1236 nt
Organism: Acanthamoeba castellanii str. Neff
Lineage: Eukaryota; Discosea; Longamoebia; Acanthamoebidae
Product: RNA recognition motif domain containing protein
Exons: 8
Coding region: 1-1236 (411 amino acids)
Molecular function (GO): RNA binding
Source: RefSeq, a predicted model, not a curated record
AUGGAGAGCACCAAGUCAAGCAAGCUGAAGCUGCCCACAAAGGCCGCCAAGGAGGAAUCGACGGUCAAUCCGACCCUCAUUGCGCUCUUCAAUGCACCCCCGCCACUUCCGGCGAAGAAGAAGUCGCCGCCCCCGCCUCCUCCUUCACCCCGCGUUGCUGCCGCUGCUGAUGCCAGCGGUAAGCGAAAGAAGGACGAAGACGACAAGGACAAGAACAAGAACAAGAAGGUGGAGAAAGAAGAGGCCAGCAAGUCGAGCAAAAAGAAGAGCAAGAAGCCAAAGAAAGACGACACCGACAAAGAGGAAGAAGUGGAGGAGACAAAGAAGGAGGAGCCUGUGGAGGCAGAGGAGGAUAGCGAAGAAGACGAAGACGAGGAGGAGGAUGGAGAAGGAGAAAUGGACGCCGAGAAGAAGAAGGAGUGCACCAUCUUCGUGGGUAACGUGCCCGUGACCGUGACCAAGAAGGAGUUGCGCCGAAUCUUUGCCCCGUACGGCAAGAUCCAGUCCAUCCGAUUCCGAUCGGUCGCCUUCGCCUUCCCCAAGCGUAAGAAUGGCGACAAGAAGGCUGCUUUCCUGGGCAAGCACUUCCAUCCCGACCGCGACACGUGCAACGUCUACGUCGUGUUCGCCGAGAAGGACUCGGCCCUCAAGGCCCUCGCCGCCAACAACACAAAGAUUGAACUCAGCGACGGCGUGGCUCACCUCAGUGUCGACUUGGCGUACGCGCCCACGUGGAACAUGGCCCGCGCGGCCUUUGUCGGCAACCUUCCUUUCUCGAUCAGGGACGAGGAGCUGCGAAGUCACUUCGAGUCCGCCGGAACGGUCAAGCGCGUUCGUAUCGUGCGCGACUCGGCCACCUUCAUGGGCAAAGGCUUUGGCUUUGUCGAGUUUGAGAACAAGGACGACCUGCUGGGUGCGCUGUCACUCCACGAGAGCGAGCUGCAGGGUCGGCAGAUCCGCGUGUUCAAGGCCUCCAACCACCAGCAACAGCAGGGCGCCCUCAAAGGACCCGCCACCAAAGGCAAUUUCAAGGGUCAGGGUGGAGCCACCAGCCGGCCGUACCAGGGCAUGCAGUCCAUGCAGGGCGCUGCGCUGCGCGUGGAGCGGAAGCGAAAGCGGAUGGAGAGCGGAGGUGCCAAGCACAAGCCCAAGCGCUCCGGUGGUGGCGGUGGCGGUCCCAAGGGCAAGCAAGCCGGUGGCAACUCGCAGCGGCCCAAGAAGGCCCGAACGGCCUAG